Drosophila yakuba is the source of this 1221-nucleotide messenger RNA. Its product is annotated as ras guanine nucleotide exchange factor B. Lineage: Eukaryota; Metazoa; Arthropoda; Insecta; Diptera; Drosophilidae. Bases 143 to 1081 code for a protein of 312 amino acids. The record is from RefSeq and is a predicted model, not a curated record. The transcript has a single exon.
AUAUAGUAUCAAAGCCUGAUUGUCCAGCCAUCGGCAAGCAACAGAAAUCGCAGCGAUUUUGGUCUACCCGAAAAGUUCUCUCCUUAACCAGAGUAGUUUCCCGAAGACGCAAAAAAGUUUAUACAUUAUACAUUAAACCGAAAUGAAGUUGUACGCCAUCGUGAUCCUUUUCGCCUGCUGUCUUUUGGCGGCACAGGCGGCACCCGAGAAGAAGAUGGCCCAGAAGUCGCGUCAAGCGGACCAGGACGUCAAGGUGGGCCAGGCCGCUUCUAGCGCUGGUGGAUCGACCACUGCCAAGGAUCCCUCCAGCGGCAGGCUGUUCCUCAAAAAGUUCCUGACCUUCAAGAACCUGUUCAGCAGCAACAACCAGCCGGUGAUACCGAUCAUUAUCACAGGUGCCGGAACCGGGACGUCCACUGGCACAAGCUCACCCACAUCGCCCACGGUGACGGUGACCUCAACGGGCACGAUUCCCUCGGCCACUGGCACCAUCACCACAUCGCCCACGACACCCACAUCGCCCACAACAACCGCCGCACGGCGAACGGUUAUCAAGGGUGCCCGCUAUGGCAGCAACGAUGACGAACAGGAGAUGAAUAACGAGCAGGAUCAGGACCAGGAUCAGGAUCAGGAACCAGAACAGGACCAGGAGCUGGCCCAGCCCGCCCAGGCCUACCCCGCCGAAUUGAUGGACGAGCAGGCUCUGCAGGCCGCCCUGGCCGCUGGCGCCCAAGAAUACGAGGUGGUUACUACCGGCCACGAGGUGCAGGGAACUGGAGGAGCUACCGGCGAAGGCGGCAAGGCCACCCAAAGCAAUAACCACAUCAGCCUGCGACGCAAGGGCGCCCGCCGCGGCCAGGUAAUCAGCGUUCGCAUUCCACCCCGGUAUCGUCGCUAUUUCAAGAACGGCCAGAAGGUGAUGCUCAACACCGGUAGUCGUCCCGCCUCCAAGCGCCGCGUGGUCCGCAAGCGAGUGCCUGCCAAGAAGAUCAACAAGAACAACAACCGGAGGCGCAAGGGCAACAAGAAGAACCGUCGCAAUCGCAACAAGAACCGCCGCAAUCGCAUCACCGCCGUCUAAGGAUCAUUCAAGUUCAGGGGAUCCUGCGAUCCGACCACUUCCAGCAAAAUAAUUUUUUUUUUCUAAUUUAUUGUAGCCUAACUUGCUACUGCCGCACUUCCUGCGACAGGAUAAACCAUAAAUAAAGCCAUUCAAGAGUA